AUGUCACAAAAAUUGUUGAAACAAAUUUUUAAAAAUGGAAAAGAAAGUUUAAGUAGUGGUGGUGGAAUUGGUCAACAACAGCAACAAGUCACAUCUGUUACUAGUAUUUCUACUACUGACACUACUACUACUGAUACGACUACCACUACGAACAACACUGAAGAUCCACCUUCAUCACCAAUAUCAAGUUCUUCCAGUCAAAUUCAAUAUGCUAAAAUGCGUAUUAUUGCUAGUCCAAUAUUUCAUAUAAAAGAUGUUGUUCGUGCUCUAAUUACAUCUGUACCUAAAUCGAGUGAAUUAAUUGAAACACUUAUUCAUUAUGGAGACGUCUUAGGAGCAACAACAAUUCACGGAUAUUUAGUAGAAAAAACAUACGAAACAAAUACACUUAUUAAUGAUGAAUUUAGUGUUUAUCAAGGACCGGCAUUAUGUGUUACAUUUGAUAUUGAAUUAAAUGAACAACAAUGGGAAGAAUAUUUUGGCGUUCAUGAUGCAGCCAUUCAUCAACAAGAACAAUUACCUAUUCAAAAUGAACAACAAAAUUCAACGAAAAUUGCAUCCUUCUUUCAUUGUUCAGAUUUUAUAUGUGUAUCAAGUGGUUCACGUGUUGUUUAUUUUGAUCCAUGUGAUCGUAUGACAUCAGAUGAACGUUCAUAUGUAUCAAUAUUUGAUUUGGAAACAGAUGAUAUUGAAAUGUUUGAAGAUCAGUUUAAACCCUUAGAAUAUUUUUUAUCACCAUCUAAAACGUCUUUUGCCGGAACAAUUAUUCGUUUACCAUUACGAACAACGAAAAAUCAGCAAAUGAUUACAAAUCAACUAUACAAUUUAGAUGAUUUAUGUCAACAAAUUAACGAUUAUUUUAUUGGAAAUGAUUUAUAUUCUCAAAUUCAAUUAUUAUUAUCGACAAAUUUAACAUCUAUAACAUUUGAUCAUACAAAAGAUUUUCAUACAUUUAAACAGUUAAUACAAGUACAAAUACGAAAUCAAACAUAUCAAUUUAAAGAUUAUAUGAAAUAUUUACCAUCGACAACUGACUAUCCAAAAUCAAUCACAUCAAUAAUUAAUAUUGAAAAAGAAUCAUCGACACAUUUUUUAACUCCAACAGGAAAUAAUAGUCAAUUACAACCAAGUUCUCCACAAUCGUCUACAUCUGAUAAUUCACCCACAUCACCAUUAACUUAUACAAAAUGGUUAUUAUCAAUUUAUGUUGACUAUAAUGAAACUGAAAAAUGUGAAUUUAUUGUUAAAUUAUUAGUACCACUUUCAUCUCAUCUUCCACUUUUAAAAUUAUCAUCUAUUUCAUCAUCUACUUAUGCUACAUUUCGUUCAGUACAAUUAACUUCUAUACGUACACUCUACUAUUCUACGUCUAUAUCUCCAACAGUAACAUCAAAUUUAAGACAAUUAAAAUUUCCACAAGCGUAUGCUUUAAUGUUGAAAGAUUUUUCUCGUCUAAUUAAACCGUCAUCAUCAAAUACACAACAAUUUUUAUCAAAUGAUAUGUUAUGGUCACUUAUGCCAGAUAUUAAUGAACAACAACAAUUACAACAAAAUAAAAGUCAUGAAUUAACAACGACAACAAUUUAUGAUAUUAUGCCAGAUAUUUGGAGUGAAAUUGGUAAACAAGAAUUAUUUUAUAGUGUUACUGAUGGUUGGGGAUAUGUAGCCAUUGAAGAUAUGAUUAUAAAUGAUGUUGAAGAUCCUAUUCAACAAGAAGUUCUUACAUAUGUUUUUAGUGAAGCAAAUGCUCCCAUUGUUAUUUUACCACGACACAUUGUUCGUGGUCUAUGUAAAUAUUCCAAUAAACUUUAUUUACAAGUUAUGACACCAUUUCAUGCAAGUGAAUUAUUAUCAAAAAAUUCAUCUGUUUUACAACGUUUAUCUAUUGAACAAAAAUUAUCUAUUUUAACAUAUAUUAUUUUAAAUGAUCCAGAUCCGGGUCUCGUAUUAGAAUUAGAAUUAUUGCCAUUGGCAAAUGAACAAUUUGUUCAAUUUCAAACAAAAGGCAAUACGUUAAAAAAUGUUUAUAUUUUGGAUAAUGAAGAUUAUUUACAGUUAUUCGCACAACAAACAUAUGAGCAAAUAUUAAAACCAACUAUCAAUAAACAAUUAUUCAACAUAUUAUCAUCGAAAGAAUUUCAAGUACAGGUGAAAGCAGAACGAUUGAAUUUUUUAUACUCGUUUAUAAAAUCAUUUGAAAAAUAUACGCCCGUCUCACUUGAAUAUUAUAAUGAUUGA
Messenger RNA from Didymodactylos carnosus, 2238 nucleotides. Lineage: Eukaryota; Metazoa; Rotifera; Eurotatoria; Philodinida; Philodinidae. The record is from the annotation of a GenBank genome assembly.